Durusdinium trenchii is the source of this 1273-nucleotide messenger RNA. The record is from the annotation of a GenBank genome assembly. NCBI's taxonomy places the organism in Eukaryota, Dinophyceae, Suessiales, Symbiodiniaceae.
GCCGCCAGCAUUUUCUUCAAUCCGUGUGCGGACAGGCGCAUGUCCGCGAGUGCGUGCGUCCUGUGCUGCCAUGGCCCGUACACGGGGCCCUGAGCGUGCCAAGCCAAAGAUUGUGGACCUGGAGUCCAUCACUCCGCCGCUGUCCGGGUGCACAUGUGGCUCUGGCCAGCAGCUGGAGGAGGAGCACGAGAGGAUACUGGCGCAAAGUCGCAAUCUUUCCACGCGUGCAGAUGCUGCUGCGGCGCGUGAGGAGCAGCUGGGACAAAGACUUGAAGGCCUGGACCUGGAGCUGGAGCGCUUGGACUCCGCCGAGGAGGAACUGCGCUGGUCUCAAGAAGACGUCCGAGCGGCAUCCUUGGAAGCUCAGCAGGCUUUGCAGGAUGCUCGCGAGAGGGAAAAGGCCUUGGUGGAAGCAGAGGAUGAUCUGGCGCGGACAGCUGAGGAGUUGUCAGAUUUGGAGCGCAAGGUGCUUGCCAAAGAGUCAGAGUUGGCUCAAGACGAGUCUGACCUGAUUGAGGCCAGAAACUUGGUCGAGGGAGAGAUCCGUCGUGUGCAAGAGCAACAUGACGUGGUGGAGCAAGAGGCCUUGUCGCUGCAGUCGGAGUAUGAUGAUUUGGGCUAUUUGCUUGACGAGGUGGAGCGGGAGCAAUGGUCGCUCGAAUCGGACCGAAGCCUCCUGGCGGAGAUCGAGUCGCAGGUGGAGCCCAUCCGUCGACGGCUGGUGGAGCGCGAGCGGCGCCUGCGGAGCGAAGAGGAGGAGCUGAACGCUGCGGAGGAGCGGAGCGGAGUGGAGCCGGAGGGAUGGAAGAUGGUGGAAGAUCUGUUACAGAUCAUCUGCAUGAAUCGAUUCGACUCCUAGACGGACUCUUCGUUGAGCUUGAAGACAGAGAAGCUCAACUGGAGCCUGAGUACCAAGAAAGCACCAAAGCUGCUUUCGCAGUUCAAAGGCGUCAGCAGGAGCUUGAACGUCAGAUCGAGGAGACUCGACAACAACAGCAACGUCUUCUUCAUCAGCUUCAAGAGAUGAGUGUAGGACAGAAUGGCUAUACAGCCGACUUGGCUUCAGAAGAGGAGAUGCGCGCAAAGCUCGCGCAGUUUCGAAGCUCGGAAAGUGAUUGGGCUGAAAGAGUGAGACUUCAUCAGGUGGAGGUUCAGAAGUUGGAAGCCAGACUGUUGGAGCUGAAGGAGCCAAGCAGAUGAUGUGAGCGAAUUGGCAUGCCCGCGCGGGCGCGGACCGUUCAAGGAUUGCGCUCAGCCUGAAGAAUGAGUCGGG